This is a messenger RNA of Acanthaster planci (crown-of-thorns starfish), 5215 nucleotides long. Its product is annotated as protein Wnt-7a-like. Gene Ontology annotation, molecular function: cytokine activity; frizzled binding. Gene Ontology annotation, cellular component: extracellular region. Lineage: Eukaryota; Metazoa; Echinodermata; Asteroidea; Valvatida; Acanthasteridae. The record is from RefSeq and is a predicted model, not a curated record. Gene Ontology annotation, biological process: cell fate commitment; canonical Wnt signaling pathway; multicellular organism development.
GCGAAUAUCGCUUGUUACGAUCAGCCCUGGAUACGGAGAUAGUCGCUGGGAUGACUGACCGUUGACCACCGUGGCCUACAGUCAACGACUGCCGCCUCAUCGUCGCUUGUCCGUCCAUACCGUCCAGCCACAGUCGGGGGAAAAAUGCAAACGCGAGAGCGCGGUUGGCUGGCUAGCAGCAGAAGGACACAAGUCACGGGAGAGCCAGCUCCAUUGAGAGGGAAAAACGUAACUUCUAUAAAGACCUUCGUUUCUUUUCUGCCCGGCUACUUGUUGCACAGUAGCAACACGGAGAUGAAAGGGGAUAACACCCCCCUGGUGGAAGGAGUUUAUGUAUUCAAGUUGACGGCUCGACAAUGAUACACGUAUUGUCAGUGAUGGGGGAGACACGCACUGCAUACGCACCGCCCAGAACCUCCGGCCCAUGAAGCCGCACUGACACCGCUAAGCCCCCGAUUUGAAGUUCCUGGACCAUUUUUGUGUGGGUGUGUGCGCGCGUGGAGAAAGGAAGUUCGGAUAAUCCAUCCCUAUAACCGUAGCCUCAGCCGACCGGAUCGGAUCGCCCGGUGACGAUCGGCGUGACCGCGCUAUAAAUUUUCCAGAGCCCUGACUUUUUAGGAUUGGGUCAUAAUUCAGGUUCCGUGAGUUGUUGGGAGUCAUCAUCAUAGACACCAUGAUCAGCGCGCCGUGGCUGGUGCGGGAGUACAGGUUACUGCAGCUGACAGCAUAAUCGGCUCGAGAGCACAGGAAUCUGCUUCGCCUGGCAGUCUGUCUUUGCCUGAACCACCAGAGAAUGCUUGCCGCAGUCGUCACCCCGGCUCUGUCACUCCUCUGACGAACUUCAUCUGUCUCCAAGCACGAUGAUCAUUGGCUUGAUCUCAAAAGUUCCCGACCAACGAAAGACUUCCAAAAGUUAAAUUCAGUGGAGCUUCACCGACGACUUUUGCACUGAUCGAAACAAAAGAAAUUUAAAGCUCUCGCUACAGUGGCAAUCUCUGAGAAAUUUUAUAUCACAAAAAUGGAUAUAUUUGCUUCACACCACCGAGGGAUCUCUGGCAGGCGAUUCCUACACCAUUCACAUAUUCUUCUGACAGUUCUGUGGUCUUUGUCGCUAGUCCAGACAAUCCCGCAGGUACAAGGCUUGGGGGAUUGGCAGUCUCCAGAAACCAAGCGCUACUGCCACGCCCAGAACUGGCUGAGUAUGCGGCAGCGCAAGCUGUGCGAACUGCACCCGGACCUCAUCCCCAGCCUGACCGAGGGCAUCUUGGCCGGCAUCAGCGAGUGCAAGCGCAACUUCCGUGACAGACGCUGGAACUGUCCGGUCAGCAACGUGACAGCCGUGUUUGGGCCCAGCCGGCUGAAGACGAGAAACCAGGAGAUGGCCUUCCUACAAGGCAUGACCUCGGCCAGCAUCACCUUCCACGUCACGCGGGCCUGCGGCAGCGGGGAGGUGGUAGAGUGCGGGUGUGCACAGAACAAAGGCCGCAAACACAACAAGGAGGCCGGCACGGGGGACUGGGCCUGGGGUGGCUGCUCGGACAACAUCCGCUACGGCAUGUACUUUACGAGGGACUUCAUCGACACAACGGACACCGGUGGCAAUGACGUGACGGGCGCCAACCUGAUGAUGCAGCACAACUAUGAGGCUGGGCUCAAGACAAUUGACACUAAUAUGAGAGUCAAGUGCAAGUGUCAUGGUGUAUCCGGCACCUGUACCUCUAAGGUGUGUUGGAACACGAUGCCUAAACUCGAGGAAGUUGGCCAGAUUGUCUUCAACAAGUACGAGAAUGCCAAAUUCAUGACGUACUCCAGGAAGCGGCGCCGGUUACGCCCCAACCGCAAGGACCCGUCCAGCCGCCGCAAACCGGCCAACACGGACCUGGUCUACCUGGCCGCCUCGGUGGACUAUUGCGAGCCCAACAAGAAGCAUGGGUCAGUGGGCACCCACGGCCGGCUUUGCAACAAGACCAGUACAAGCGAGAACGGCUGCCCGCUGCUGUGCUGCGGCCGGGGCUACCAGACCAUGGUGCGGAAGUCGCGAGGCAACUGCAACUGUCGCUUCGAGUGGUGCUGUGAGGUGGUCUGUGAGACGUGCCUGCUGUCGGAAGAGCUGCACAUUUGUAACUGAAACCCCUGUGCACAGGAACAUUAUGUUAUAAAAAGCACAAAACAUCUUGUGACAGAUGGCCAUUGUGUUGAACUCGGUUACAAGCACUUGAUGCGGAAUUCCGCUAACGUGACUUACAUUUCACUGCCAUUUCAAGAGCCAUCUUGGAUUUAUACUAUGACGGAGGAAGUUGGAGUACAAAGUUUUGGCUUAAUAACUGAAUUUGGAUGAAAUGAAGUAGACAUCUAGCUUUCAAGAGUCACAGAGGGAAAUCUUCACAUAAGAGAUUUAGCUGCUGACAAAGAACCAAACCACUAAAUUUCAAACACUUUCUGCUGCUUUGCACACCCUUUAUUUGAUCUUCUCUAUUCAUGGACCUCCGUGGAAUAUAUGUGGCACCGAUAAACCAUCUUGCAACUGAAUUGGCCAGAGAUGAACUGUUGCACCUUACUGUGGAAAGAAGGGAUGGAUCAGACAAUUGGAGCCUAUUAACGAGAAAACAUAAAUAAUGCAGGAACAAGACCUUGUUCACAGUACAGUGCACCACUAUAAGAAGGUACCACAGAGAGGCCAAGUUUCACUGUCAGGAAUGCUUAACAGCCAUGCCAAAUUGUAUUUGUUUUACGCAAGGAGUAGGCAGUUGUUCCAUUGUUUCUAUGCCUGUGUGAGAAUAAUGACCUAGCUGGUGAACCUUCCAAAUUCUCUCGUGUUUACCAAGUGUAAACAAUCAAGAACUUGUGAUAUAGGUUUCAUUUGUUAUGUUGAAAAGAGAAACCUCAGAGGUAAAUUUGCUAGUCUACGGCACUCUGUGAUGUGCAUCACUCCUAUACUGGUAGGUCCAUCUUUGUCACCGUUGAAGUUCACGCCUGUUAGUGUUUACAAACUGAAGUAUGGCAGGUCUUCACCGCAGACACAAAAAGAAUCUGUCUGGAGUAGAAGCAUCAGUUGAAAAGAGCCAUGUCGGUGGGGAGUGUUCAUUUUGUUGGUAGCGAUGCAACCAUAACACGUGCAUUUCUUUCUUGGACCAACAAAGUGCAGUUGGUAAGAAAAUUUUGCCCUCUCUUGGCCCAACUGGGGGCUCAUAGGCCUAAUUUACAAAGCAUUUAAAAAUUUCACACAAUUAUCAGGAUUCCAAAUAAAUAAGGUUACUGCUAAACAAUACACCAGAGUACUUUUUUCUUUAAAGGUAAUGGGGCAAAUAGGUGCUUUAAAAGGUAAACCCGUUACCAACUAGGGUUGAACUUUCUGCUGAUUUUUGCUGUCUAUACAAAAUGGUUGUCAGCAAGAGGAAGGUCAUUGGUGUGGUUAUGCAAGAAGAUGGGAUGACAUGGCAGUGUUGUUUGUUUACUCUUUUUGUUUUUGUUGUUUCUUUUACUAUUAUGAUUCACUCUGUCCCCACAUCCUUGAAACUUUGAAACUUGCUUGCAAAAAAAAAAGUGAUUAACCAAGCAGAAACACAGACUGCAGUUACUAAAAUCUAUACUUUCAGCAAAAGCGUCUUUCAUGCGUUAAUACAAAUUUGGCUUUUGUAUAUAAACAUUUUUGUUUGUUGUUUGUUGAUAGUGUGUAAGGAUUAUAAAUGUGUACAGGUGAAACUUAGCGGACGCAUGCAUAUUUCAUUUUAUUCAUCAGGGUACUGGCAGUAUUCUUGAAUAUCAGUUUCCAAGCAAAAUUGCUGUUCUGAAAAUUAUUGGAUCUUGGAUUUUCUUUUUUUUUUAACGGUAGACAUUAAGAGAGUCUGGAGUGGUCAGUGAAUUUUUAAAUUGGAUCCCUUUCUUGUGGGUAAAUUCUUAAUAGUCAAAAUUAAUGAGUGCCUUAAAAUACAACAUAAACAUUAAAAAAUUAAUUAUACAUUGUAUGCCUUAUCAAACCACACAAAGGUUUGUUACUUGUCUCUGUUCUGACUUCCAGUUCACACUUGUGAGAAAAAUUUUGUAGAUUUUGACGUCUGCUUUAUAUGGAUGUCAUCCUGAAUUCCUAGGCACAUAGGCCUACUUCAAUUCAUUGUCUCUAUUGGCAUAUCACAUUUUGAACACACUUGGCUGGAGGCCACAUUUUAUUUUUGGACAGUGUUACCUGUUUGCUUGUGUUAUAAAUAUCAUGCAUUGUAUGCUGUAAGGAAUUGAUAUUUUACAGUAAUUGAGCAAAUGUAAUUAAUGUAUCUGAAGCAUGUACAAAUGAGGAAAUUUGUCAAAAUUGCGGUUUGACUGGCGAAUGUGUUGGAGAUGCAUGCACACGCUGAUGCAGUUCCAGUGGUACGACAGACGUACUACCACAUUUUUUUUGGACAAAAUUUGGCCAAUUACUUUUAGACAAAAUUCACAGUUUGGCCACCCCCCCAAAUCCCCAGACCCAAGACCUAGAUACACCAUUGCAGAGUACCAACAUAAGAAGAUGCACGGACCUGUCCAAAUUUCAAGCUCUCAUUUCGGCACAUGAAUUUGCUAAAAUGUACAUCAAUUUGAAUGUGUAAUUUGAAACUCAAGUUUGAGACUUUCCCAUGACAGAAUUUUGUUUAAAUUUGUGCUUGUUGUCCCCAUCCACAACAUUACAAAAAUCGUAGGUGUAAUUACAAGUGCCCAUGAUCGAAAACAUAAGCUAUCAUAUUAUUAUAUUAUGGUUAUGUUGUGUCUCAUCAGACAUCUAUGUGCAUAUCUGUUGAUUCAAAGCAAACUUACAGGUAUUUUAUUAACUACUAGAAUGAGGAGACAUCAUUACUUCAGUGUUUUUACCUGCACUGUUCAUAAAACAAAACAUUGUAAGAUUUUGUUUUCGCCCUUGUAAAUAUAUAUACACUGUAUGUUAUUUAAUUAUUUUACAAUGAUCAUGUAACCUACAAUUAUUCAAAACAGGUGCCUUGAACAUACAAUGUGCUUAUCCGCAUGAUAUUUUGUAUUAUAUAUGUAAUAGGCUGCUAUUGUAUGUUCUUGCCUAGGGAACUUUUUUGUGGUGUUUUUGUUGCUUUUGAUUGGAAAUAAUGAAAGAAUAUGGCAGAGGUAUUAUAAUGCAAGUAUCAGAUGUGUACAGUUGUUGAAAUAGCUCAAACUCUGAAGAUGACAUUAUUUUGGCGGAUGGUACAAUAAAUUAAUGCGACAUCAUACAAAUGAU